Molecule: messenger RNA, 1887 nt
Organism: Uloborus diversus
Lineage: Eukaryota; Metazoa; Arthropoda; Arachnida; Araneae; Uloboridae
Gene: Taldo
Product: transaldolase-like
Exons: 8
Coding region: 120-1079 (319 amino acids)
Biological process (GO): carbohydrate metabolic process; pentose-phosphate shunt, non-oxidative branch; pentose-phosphate shunt
Cellular component (GO): intracellular anatomical structure; cytoplasm
Molecular function (GO): transaldolase activity
Source: RefSeq, a predicted model, not a curated record
UGAAUGCGAUAGCGGCUUUGCAGAGGCAGAUAUCUGUCACUUCCUCCAAGUAAUCGUUAAAUGCAGUAACUAGAGUUAAUUUUUAGAAAGUAAGGAAGUUUUUCGAAUAUACAUUCAAAAUGUCGUCUCUGGAUCAGCUGAAAAAAAUGACAGUGGUUGUAGCCGAUACUGGCGAUUUUGAAGCUAUGAAGGAAUAUAAGCCAACAGAUGCAACAACAAACCCUUCACUGAUACUAGCUGCAUCAAAGCUGAACCAGUACCAGCACUUAAUUGAAAAAGCAGUAAAUUAUGGCAAGACUCAUGGAAGUACUGAAGAUGAACAAUUAAGCUCUGCUAUGGACAAAUUAUUUGUUUUGUUUGGUUGUGAGAUACUGAAAAUUAUUCCUGGCCGUGUUUCGACAGAAGUAGAUGCCAGGUUAUCAUUCAACAAAGAAGCAUCUGUGGAGAAAGCUCGAAAAAUUAUCAAAUUAUAUGAGGAAGAAGGCAUUCUCAAAGAUCGAAUCUUAAUCAAGUUAGCUUCUACAUGGGAAGGAAUUCAAGCUGCAAAGGAAUUAGAAGAAAAGUAUCAAAUACAUUGCAAUAUGACACUUCUAUUUAAUUUUGCACAAGCCGUUGCAUGUGCCGAAGCUGGUGUUACAUUGAUUUCACCUUUCGUAGGUAGAAUAUUAGAUUGGUACGUUGCAAAUACGGAUCAAAAAUCUUAUGAACCAAAAGAUGAUCCUGGUGUCAAAAGUGUUACCAAAAUAUAUAAUUAUUACAAAAAACAUGGAUAUAAAACUGUUGUUAUGGGAGCUUCUUUCCGAAAUGUUGGAGAGAUUCGGGCAUUGGCUGGCUGUGAUCUCUUAACAAUUAGUCCGAAAUUACUUCAAGAGUUAGCAGAGUCUCAAGAUGAAGUAUUCAAAUUUCUAAAUCCUGAUACUGCUAAAAAUAUGAACAUCGAAAAAGUAUCUUUUGAUGAACCUAAAUUUAGAUGGGAAUUGAAUGAUGAUCCAAUGGCUUGUGAUAAAUUGGCAGAUGGUAUUAGAAAAUUUGCUGCUGAUGCCAUCAAGCUUGAAAACAUGCUGAAAAUAAGAAUAUAAAUUUUUUGUGCAGAACCUUUUUUAAUUUUAAUACACCUAUAUUUUGAUAUUUUGUGAUAUUUAAAAUUUGAUAUUUUUGUAUUUGAUAGAUGUUUUUGCAUAUUUUUAGACUCUGAUAUGGAUCUUGCUUGUACUAAAUAUUUUGCGCAAAGAUAAAGAUUAAAAAAAUAAAAAAUAAAAAUGCCCUUUUCAUAAUGUUCCUUCUUGAAUCAAUUAGUUUUCUCAGAAGUCAUAAAGACGUUAAUGUAAAUUUAAUUUCACAAGUUUUAAUUCGUUUUAUAAAUGUGAAGACAUAGCAGUUGAUGCAAAAGGAACUAUUAAAGUAAAUUUUAUUCAGGUAUAAAUAUUUAAAUUGAUGACGAUGCAUAAAUAAAUAUUUUAUUUUUAAAUGCCAAUGCAAGUAAUUUUUAAUGAUGAUUAAAAAAAGAAAGAUGCAAAAACUUUUUGUAAAACUAUCAAAUUAUUUGUUUAUUUCAGUUUUAUAUUUUUAUUGUUAAGUUAAAACUGAAGAGCAUACCUUUUUUUGAAAACAAUUCUUAGAAUCUCAUUUAUUUAGUCACACAUUCUAAUGUAAAAAAGUAUGUUCGUAAAAUAAAUUGAAUGAAUAAAAAUAAUUGAAAGGUCUUAAAACUUGUAUUUUUUUAUAUUUUAGUUUUGAUUUUACUGAGUAAAAGUUCCUUGUAUGUUACAUUUUAAAACUCUGCCUGCAUACUGUAUAUUUUGUUACUGGUUGCUUUGAAACAAAAUUUCAUUAUGGCCAAUAUAGAAAAUUGAAUUGUAUGUUUCUUUGAGAAAUAAAGCAAUAAAU